AUCUAUUCAGUUGGUACACUAGAGACUGGUGGCCAACAUUAGCCCAUGAGAUCUGUCAGAGCCGUUGUUCUAGUCCUAAAAACAACUGUCAGGAGCCAUCAUAGGAGAAGCUCGAAACUAGCAGGAAUUCACGUAGUCUUGGAUGAAGAAUGGGAACUAUUGUAAAGAGACCGUUGCAAUUCGCUUUAAAGUUCCCUCCUCUGAGGGUAGGCCACCGAAGAGAACACAAAUCCCUUCCCUUCAAGAAAGUCAGAAAUAAGUAAUCAAGCUGCAAGUGCAGAGCGCAAGGGCCGCCCUCAGGACACUAGAAGCCAGCAGGGAAACAGCAGGAUACAAAGCAGAAAAGAGCGCGCCGGUAUCCGGUGGCCGAGGCGGGGCGCCCGCGCUCCGUGAGGAACUCAAGUGCCCACCGCGUGUGACCUCGCGGGGCGCCUUAAGAGGUGACGCCCCGUAGCACCGGCAUCUGCCAGCGGCGAAGAGUUCACCAGGCAGGCUCGCAACUUACAUUUGCCACCGGGGGCCAUGGCGACCUCGGCCGAGAUUCGCUUACGCCAGGACCGCCAGAUUCCUCCCGCCAAGAUGGCCGCAGAUUUGAAUUUGGCGCCGCCCACGUGUCACGCCCCCUGGGCGUGUUCGGAUGACAUCACUAAUACAGUACGUCAGAAGUCGGCGCGGGCGAAGAACGCUUUGUACUCUGCCAAGUUUGGCGAGUGCUCUUUAUUGUCAGAACAACCAUGAGCAAGCGGAACCAAGUGUCCUAUGUGCGGCCUGCAGAGCCCGCCUUCCUGUCCCGCUUCAAAGAGAGAGUCGGCUACAGGGAGGGGCCUACCGUAGAGACUAAGAAAAUCCAGCCUCAGCUCCCAGAUGAAGAUGACAAUCACAGUGACAAAGAAGAUGAACAGCCUCAUGAAAAGUGUUCAGGUUUAACAGCAAGCUCCAAAAAGAAGAAAAAAAAUGAAGAUGAUGUACAUAAGCAAAGUUCCGUUAGAAAGAACUCCCAAAAACAAAUAAAAAAUAGCAGUCUCCUUUCUUUUGACAGUGAAGAUGAAAAUGAGUAAUGUAAACAUCAUGGACUUGGUUUCCUUUGAAAGUAUGAGGUAUUUUUAAAAAUAUUACUUAUCCUAUAUCUUCAAGUGACACUUUGCACUAGUACUACAGGUUCAUUACAGGAAAAAUCAGAAAUACAGGAAAUGACCUCAUGAAAUAAACCCAUCCAUCACUGCCCCUUUGUUUGGAAAUGCCGGACGUUCACUACUGUUAACAUUUUUACUAUCUCCCACCUAUGAGUACGUAUAUAUGUAUAUUGCAUUUUUAAACAAAACUAAGAUUGUUAUAUAUGUUCUUUGUCCUGCUUCUUUCUUAGAAUUACAUUUGUAGAAUUUUCUGAUGUUGUUUAUUUCAAAAUCUAACAUUAAAGACUUACAGAGGAUUUCAUAAAUAGA
Molecule: messenger RNA, 1442 nt
Organism: Mastomys coucha (southern multimammate mouse)
Lineage: Eukaryota; Metazoa; Chordata; Mammalia; Rodentia; Muridae
Product: KIAA1143 ortholog
Exons: 4
Coding region: 735-1058 (107 amino acids)
Source: RefSeq, a predicted model, not a curated record